AUGGGGAAGGCAGACGAUGUUGUGGAGGAUGAAAGCGUCGACCUUGCAUGGCGCGUCGAGCUCUUGCGUGCACUGAUAACCGGGGACUUGCUCAAUGUGAAGCGCGUGAUUCGGCGUCACGUCGAGGCGAUUUCAGCUCCGUUCACGACUACCAUGCCAGCUUGGACGCUUCAGUGGGAAGGGAUGCACUGGUGGAUGCUGCGAGACUCGACUCCUUUAUUCGCGGCAAGUGCAUAUUCACGACCAGAAAUCGUGCACUGGUUGCUUCUCAAUGGAGCAGAUCGAUCAACUCCUUGCUACCUCAAGCAGACAGCAAUACAGAUUGUCGGCGAGUGUUGUGCUCACGCAGCUGCUCCUGACAGGACUCGCGACUCUAAAGCAAUUGCAGUUGACAAUACAAGAUGCAUUAGACUAUUGGUGGAGCCCCCUACACUACCAAAGCCACCAACGAUCGAGGUCUCCUUUUCCAGUAGUUACUCGUCCGAGGUGGUCAUCACCUCGACGUCCAAUAGAAGCUCAAUUCAGCAAACUGUGUACAAGUGUCUGCUCCGUGCUUCAUGGCAGACUCCGCUCUCCAACGGCGCCAUCAUCGACAAGUACGAGCUGCGAUAUCGUCGACUGCAGGUGGCGCACAAUCGCAAGUUUCGUCAGCAGAGUGCACUGCUAGAAAGACUACAGUUCAACACAGUCUAUGAAGUUAUGCUCCGCUCGUGGAAUGCUGCGGGCAAAGGCGAGUGGAGUCCCAGCUACCAGACGAAAACCCCCGCAGUACCGACGCGUUCAGCGGGUACUCGCUAA
Messenger RNA from Phytophthora infestans T30-4, 798 nucleotides. RefSeq lists its product as uncharacterized. The record is from RefSeq and is a predicted model, not a curated record. Lineage: Eukaryota; Oomycota; Peronosporomycetes; Peronosporales; Peronosporaceae. The transcript has 3 exons. The coding region runs from base 1 to 798 and encodes 265 amino acids. Gene Ontology annotation, molecular function: protein binding.